Rotaria socialis is the source of this 503-nucleotide messenger RNA. The record is from the annotation of a GenBank genome assembly. Lineage: Eukaryota; Metazoa; Rotifera; Eurotatoria; Philodinida; Philodinidae.
AUGCAAAUUGAUGCUAAUCAUAAAUAUUUUAAAAACAUUGCUCCACUGGUAUCUCGACUCAAUAAACAGGCGGCUGUUGAAGAUGAAUCAAUAUCGAAUGAAAACAAAGAAGAAGAAAGAGAAGAUAAUUUGAUUGAUGAUAUUCUCACUUCUGAAGAAGAAGAAGAAGAAGAAACUACUCAUCGCAAAACAAAAUUGGUACCACUUGAUGCAAUAAAUGAUACGCUGAUCAAGAAACUAUUCGUUCAUUAUUUUUUGAGUACUAAUAUGUACCCUCACACAGUGCAUAGCCCAUGUCGACCCUUGACCCGACACAACCAGACAGACAGGCACUGAACAUUAUGUAUAUAGAUAUAGACUUUAGAAAAUUCUAGAUGAUCCUAAAGUAUUCGAGAAGAGUCUAUACAUUUCUAGAGCUGUCUAGUAACAUAGUAACACUCUAUUUGACCAUUAACAGUUAACCCAUUGCCCUUCCUUAGAUACGUGGUGGUUCAUAGAAAGUU